Colletotrichum godetiae is the source of this 932-nucleotide messenger RNA. RefSeq lists its product as uncharacterized. NCBI's taxonomy places the organism in Eukaryota, Fungi, Ascomycota, Sordariomycetes, Glomerellales, Glomerellaceae. The transcript has a single exon. The annotation marks the transcript as partial. The record is from RefSeq and is a predicted model, not a curated record.
UCUCUCUCUCUCUCUCUCUCUCUCUCUCUCUCUCUCUCUCUCUCUCUCUUUCGCACCGCUCCUGGACUUUUCAGUUGCCUUGAAUUCCCUCAGCAUCAUACCUGCCUCCUUUACGACACCAAUUUACCGGUAUCUUUACUCUGUACUUGCAUCCGUCAUUUCGGCUACUCUGCCUACGUACAGCCUGCGUGUGUCCAUCUGCUACCCAUUCACAUCCACGUAUCUUGUCCUUGCUAAGUGGCUACCGACAGGACUGAGAGUCCUCGUCCCACUUGCUCCUAUGUAUCCCAAGGUAGGGAGGCACUUCACGAGAUACAAAAAUACGUAUCUUCAGGUCUGUCUGUUCGUAAGGAGCUACCUCGUACAUGAAGUAGUUGGUGGCGUGCCGGACUAUGGCAAAGUACCUCUUUUCGCAUCGCAACUGCACCGCACAUUCACUUCUUGCUUGUUGCUUUCUUGCUGCUAGUGCCCUGAUCCCUCCUCCCCAGUCCACGUCCACGUCGCAGUCCCCAUCCACAUUGUUCAUCCCCAGGCCCCAGAACAUCUCGCAAAGUCUCCAGAUGCCUCUCCUCAAGUUCCUCCUCCUCCUCGUCGCUUCGUCUCUCGGUCUCCAGUUUCCCAGUUUCUAUCUUCCAUGCGGCUUAGCACGCUGUGAUUCAACCCCAUGUGAGGCCUUCAUCUCCUCGAUCAACUAUCAUUUCCACUUACUCUCUCCGUUUCCAAGUCUCAAUAAUAGUUAGUGCUUCCCUUCAAGCCCGGGUCCAGUCCUCGCUACUUCUCCACACAGACGAGGUCUCCCCCUGCCACCCCUUGGACUCCUUGCCCACCAUCACCCUUGCUUGCACCAUCGAGCCCUUUCCCGAAUAACCAGAAGCAAAGGCAAAAAAAAAAAAAAAAAACUGUGUCUCCCACACCCCCCCCCCCCCCCCCCC